This is a messenger RNA of Penicillium roqueforti, 3969 nucleotides long. Its product is annotated as ABC transporter ATP-binding protein. The transcript has 3 exons. The record is from RefSeq and is a predicted model, not a curated record. Lineage: Eukaryota; Fungi; Ascomycota; Eurotiomycetes; Eurotiales; Aspergillaceae. Gene Ontology annotation, molecular function: ATP binding; ABC-type transporter activity; ATP hydrolysis activity. The coding region runs from base 1 to 3969 and encodes 1322 amino acids. Gene Ontology annotation, biological process: transmembrane transport. Gene Ontology annotation, cellular component: membrane.
AUGGCUGCCGAAGAUGCACCAGCGCAGAAGCGCAGCUGGAGGGAGAAAGCUGUCUUCUUUCGCCUGUUUGUCUAUGGCGAGCCUAGCAGAUCAGAUAUUGCCCUCCUUAUCCUGGGCCUUGUCUCCGCAAUUGCCUCCGGAAUUCCUUUUCCGAUCAUGUCGAUUGUGUUCGGUCAAUUGGUGGAUGAGAUGAACUCGACGACCUGCAACGCCAACGACACCAAUGGCGACUCAUACCAAGAUAGUAUUAACAAGAAAGUCUUGUUGAUUGUCUACAUCGGCAUUGCCUACCUCUUUUUGAUUUAUAUCUAUGUGUUUAGCUGGAAUCUGACUGGUGAGCGACUGGCUCAGCGCCUGCGUGAGAAAUAUUUCAAAGCCCUUCUCCGCCAAGAUGUGGCCUUCUUCGACAAUCUCCCAGCUGGAGAGGCAUCCUCGAGAAUUACUGGUGAUAUUACCACCGUGCAGCAGGGAACAUCUGAAAAGGUCGGAAUCGUGAUCAACAGUCUUGCCUUUUUCGUCACCGCGUACAUCGUGGCUUUCAUCAAGGAUCCCAAGUUGGCUGGAAUGUUGGUCUCCUUGACUCCGGCCUACUUGAUCAUGUCUCUGUUGGGAGGAUAUUUUGUGCAAAAGUACUUUGGUCGCGCACUGGAAAGCAUGACCAAGGCAUCCUCGGUAGCACUGGAGGCAUUUUCCAACACAAUGGUUGUUCAUGCUUUCUCGGCCAACGCGCGGCUCGAGGAAAAGUUUAUCGAGUUUUUGAACCCGUCCAGGAUUGCUGGAAUUCGCAAAUCAAUUGCCGCGGCCACCCAGGCUGGUUUGCUUUACUUUAUUGCUUUCUCGGCCAAUGCACUCGCCUUUUGGCAGGGGUCAAGGCAGAUUGCGGACUCAGUAGAGUCCGAUGCUGGUGGCAUCACCGUCGGGGCAACAUAUACUGUGAUUUUUAUUCUAGUCGAUGCGUCCUUGAUCCUCAGCACAGUCGCACCUUUCAUCCAAAGCUUCGACGCUGCUUCGGUUGCCUUUUCAAAAUUGAAGGCUGAUAUAGAGCACUCAUCCACAAUUGAUGGCACUUCGAAGGAUGGAGAAGUAUUGGCGGAGGUCAAGGGCCAUAUUGAGCUGCGCGACGUUUCAUUCCGUUUCCCUUCUCGUCCAGAUAAACCAGUCCUUCAGAAUCUAUCCCUUUCCUGCCCUGCCGGUCAACAAACUGCCAUCGUCGGCUUGUCUGGGAGUGGAAAAUCCACUGUUGCCGGGCUAGCAACAAGAUUCUACGAUGCGACCGAAGGAACCGUUUUGUUGGAUGGGCAUGAUGUCAAAGACCUGAAUGUACGUGCAUUGAGGAGCAAUAUUAGCCUUGUCCAGCAAGAGCCUUGUCUUCUCGAUCGAUCAAUUUUUGAGAACAUUGCCAUGGGCCUGAUCAAUUCCCCUGCACACACUCAUCUUCAACCGAUUCUGACUGGCACUGCGCUGGUUGAAAUUGCUGCCGCUGCAAGGGAGGGACAAUCUCUUGCUUCCGCCUCUCUUGAACACGGUGAUCAGGCACAAGAGGUGGUAAGACUGGUCGAAGAUGCUUCCAAAUUGGCUGAUGCCAACAAGUUCAUUGAAAAGCUCCAAGAAGGUUACGGUACUUCAGUUGGUUCCAGUGGGAACCUGAUCAGUGGCGGACAGAAGCAACGUAUCUCUUUGGCCCGGGCCUUGGUGAAAGAUCCCCGAAUUCUCAUCCUCGAUGAAGCCACAGCAUCUUUGGACUCGGCGACAGAAAUGCGCAUACAGAGAGCCUUGGAGACCGUGGCCGUGGGCCGAACUGUCAUUACCAUUGCGCAUCGUCUAUCUACCAUCAGGAACGCGGACAAUAUCAUCGUCAUGAGACAAGGAAAGCUUGUUGAACAAGGCACUCAUACGGAGCUACAGGCAGCCAAUGGUGCUUACGCAGAGCUGAUUCGCCUUCAGAAUCUCAAUGUUGACAACGCUCAUGAGGGAACAUCCACCCGAUCGGUGUCGCCUGUCAAUCAAAUCACAGAAAAGGUUGAACCCUGUCUUUCCGUGGCCGAUGAAAUCCCCGAUAAAGAUGAGACGAUCGAUACUUCUAUUGCCCAAGACUCCAAGUCCAAAGAAACCGGCGGUGUUGUCGACUCACACAGGUCAUUUUCCUCAACAGUCAGCUCCCUGGGCUCUAUGUUCCGACCGUAUGCACUUGUUCUGUUCCCUGCCGUGACCGGCGCCAUUGUCAUUGGCGGCACAUACUGUGCUUCGGCAGUGAUCUUUGGUAAUGUCGUGAGUAAGCUGAGUGGCUGUGAGGAGCCUCAGAAUAUCCGCGAUGCUGGAGAGUUCUAUGGGCUUAUGUUCUUUGUCCUCGCUAUCAUUGAAUUCUUUGCAAAUUUGGUCAGCUGGUCUCUCUUCGGUUGGAUGGCAGAGAAUGUGAUCUACAAAGUGCGAGUUCUUUCACUGCGAUCUAUCCUCGAGCAAGACCUCCAAUGGCACGAAUCCAAUGACCGCAACCCAUCGUUGCUACUUUCCUUGAUAACCAAGGACAGCAAUGCUCUUGCAGGCCUGACUGGCUCCGUUGUGUGUACAAUGUUGUCUAUUCUCAUCAACCUAUUCGCCGCUAUCAUUAUGUCGCACAUUAUCGCGUGGCGAAUUGCCCUUGUUUGUCUUGCUGUGGUACCUUUGCUCCUGGCCGCUGGCUGGAUGCGAGUUACCUCACUAGCACAGUUUGAAGAGCGCCACUUGGAGGCUUUUGCUCGGUCGGUGGGAAUUACAGUGGAGGCUGUCAACUCCAUCAAGACCGUCAUGUCUCUCUCUGUGGAAGAAGAGAUUAUGGGAACAUACCGUCGUUCGUUGGCGGCACCCAUGAAAGAGAUAACCCGCCAAAGUGCCUGGGCCAAUAUUUGGCUUGCCAUCGGGUACGGUCUCAGCAACUUCCUAUACGGCCUCGCUUAUUGGUGGGGAGCGAAAAACAUCAUUGCAGGAUAUUAUUCUCAGACGCAGUUCUUCAUUGUCCAGCUAGCGCUGCUUGUCAGUUCACAGCUGUGGGGACAGAUGUUUGCCCUAGCCCCCGAUGUAUCGCGAGCCUUCCAGGCCACCCGCCGAUUGUUAAAUCUGCUUGACCUUGGAACCACGAAGAAACUGUCAGCCCCUAUCCGAACACUGCCUAGCAAGCUUUUGCAGUCUACGAGUGACGUCGAGUCCACGGCAGUCACCCGCGAGAAACUCGAAGACACUCGCAAUGGCAUCAGCGUCUCCUUCAAACAGGUCCGUUUUGCGUAUCCCGCACGGCCAGAUGCCCUUGUGCUUCAUGGUUUGGAUCUGAAUGUCAAGCCAGGUCAGUUUGCCGCUUUGGUCGGACCUAGUGGUGCUGGAAAAUCCACCAUCAUUUCACUUGUCGAGCGCCUCUAUUCCCCCGCAUCAGGCACCAUUCAUGUUGAUGGCCGAGACGUUGCCUACGGUGACAUUUCCUUCCGUGACUCCAUUGCAUAUGUACCACAACAAAGUAUUUUGUUCGAAGGAACUAUUCGCUUCAACCUUGCUCUUGGCGCACGACCUGGCCACGAAGUUACGCAAGAGGAGUUGGACGAAGCUUGUCAAUUAGCCAAUAUUUACGACGUCAUUACGCAGCUUCCGGACGGAUACGAUACACACUGCGGGCCAAAUGGUGAUCGCCUGUCCGGAGGUCAAAAGCAGCGGCUGGCUAUUGCACGGGCGCUGAUCCGAAAGCCGAAGCUGUUGCUCCUAGACGAGUCGACCAGUGCUUUGGACGCUGAGUCUGAGCGAUUGCUUCAGGAUGGAUUGGAGAAGGCAACCAAGAACAUGACAGUGAUAGCGAUUGCUCAUCGUUUGUACACGAUCCGUAAGGCGGACGUGAUUUUCUUGAUUGAGGAUGGGCGUUGUGUUGAGCAAGGCACUCACGCCCAGCUGGUCGAGAGGAGCGAGACCUAUAGGGUCAAUGCCUUGAACCAGACAGUGGAUGGUGAAUAG